This is a messenger RNA of Myodes glareolus (Bank vole), 4476 nucleotides long. The record is from RefSeq and is a predicted model, not a curated record. NCBI's taxonomy places the organism in Eukaryota, Metazoa, Chordata, Mammalia, Rodentia, Cricetidae.
AUACGCACAGACAGAAUAUUGUAUACAUAAUAAAUAAAUAAAUAUAAAAAAGAAACUUAUAAAAAAAUUGGUAAAGGUCUCAGGACUCUGGCCAUUUUUAUGUUUAUUUUCCAGCUUAAUUGUUUGUUUUUAUAGAUUUGUUAAAUAUAGAUUGAGUGUCACAGUGUCACCCUGGUUGGUCUGGAAUUCACUCUGUAAAUUAGGCUGGCCUUGAAUUCAGAGACCCACUCUGUCUCUGAAAUGCUGGGAUUAAAGGUGUACACCACUACCUCCUCCUGGAUAAGAACAGCCAUUUUAGCUCUGAGCACUAAAUGACCAUUUUUUUUAGCUCAAAACUUUAAAAUCCAUCUACAGUGCUCCUCCAAAACAGUAUGGUCAAGCUCACCAAAGCAAUAUGAUAACAAUUGCUGUCUUAGUUUGCUUUUCUGUUGGCCACUGACCAAAACCAGCUCGUAGAACAAGGGAUCUAACUCAGCAUGCUCAUAGAGGGAAGCCAAGGCAGCAACCAGGAGGUAGGCAAUGAAGCAGAGGCCCUGAGGAGUGCUCCAUACUGCAUUCCUUGCUCAGCCUGCCCAGGGGCCACAGCAGCUUGGAAACUCACAUUAAUCACUGACCAAGACAAUUUCCACAAAUAUGCCAAGAGUCCAGUCUGAUGGAGGCAGUUCUUCAGUUGAGGUUACCACUUCCUAGGUGGCUCAAGUUUGUGUCAAGUUGACACAAACUAACCAUCAAUCUCUUAAAAGAAUUGGCAUAUAAUCCUAGUAGUAGGGCAAGAUUCUACCCAAAUAUGUGAUAGUUCUGUUUUUAAUGUUUGAGAAAUGUCCAUUUUGACCAGCAAUGAAUAAGGCCCCUUUUCCCUGCCUCCUCACCAGUAUUUGCUGUCAUUUGUUUUAUUGAUUACACCCAUUUUGGCUGGUGUGAAAUAGAGUCUCAAAGUAGCUUAACAUUCCCCUAAUAGCUAUCGAUACCAAAUCUAGAAAAACUUUAUUGGCUGUUGGUUUUGUUUUGAGAAUAGCCCAGUUCUUCCGCGAGGGUCUUUUGUUCCUUUGUCUAAAAGUGGGUCUGUUUUUGUGGGAUUGUUUCUAGGUUUUCUGCUCCAGUGAUCUGUUUACUGCUUACCAAAUGCGAAUGCACGCCCAUGACUGGCAGUUUUACAGGAAGCCUGGAAGUCAGGUAGUAUCAGUGGGUGUGCUCCUUUCCUCAGUUGUAGCAGCAUUCUUCUCACCCUUUCCAUGUAGCCCUUAGGUUCAGUUUUGGUUAUAUUCUGGCUUUAAAUGUUAUGAGGAGUAUGUUGAAUUUUAUAGUGCAGAUGGAAGAUGCAUAAUGUCUUAAAAUGAUGAGACCCUCUGUGAUGGUAACUUUGUUUUCGUUUUUCCUUCCUUAGAAAUGUUUGGUUUUUAUCUAAGGCUUUUCUCUUAGCUACACAUUGUUUUAAUGUGAGGUGCUGUACACAUGAUGUAGAAUUGGUAUUUGUACACCCAGUUGUUCACUGCUGUUAGAGGAAGAUGAUGGUCUUUUGUGUAUUGAUAUAUCAUAAGGUUUUCAGUAUCCUUUAGCAGUUCUUAGGUUUUUGUGGAUUUUCUGUAUGGAAAUUUUUUUUCUCAAGCUCACUUAUUGAUUUGUUAUAUUACAUUGAUUCCAAAGUUUUUCUUUUAGAGUCCUGGUAAUUGAAUCAGGGUGUGAAAAUGUGGACAACUGGAAGAUAAAGAUGACAGAAAAAUAAAGAUAGCGGCUAGUCACCAGCGUUCAGAGGUGCUCUUCGGAAGGUGCACAUUCCCGAUAACACACACAAUAAAUAUUGCUGGAAAAGCUGAGAACAAUAAAACCAGAGCUAACCACUUAAAACCUUAGAUGAAACUUUUACCAUAAGUAAUCAACUAAGAGACCUGUCUCUGUGCAGGACUACCAGGAAAUUUCAGGAAGUACUAACUGAGUCGAGAAGACCUUGUGUAGUAGGUGGCACUUUGAGUGUGGCCUUAAUACAGAGAAGUCCAAAGAAGAAGCAGUGUUGCUCUCCUGCCUGCUUUCACUUCUUGCUAGUGAGUGCAUCUGUCCCAUUGCUGCUGCUGCUACCUCUGCCGCCGCUGCCACCAUCCUUCACUGACACUGUGGACCGAAGACCAGAAGCUGUCCACGUGUGCUCCGGGCCUUAGGUACCAGAUCGAAGGGUUCCAGCCUUGUGGGCGGAGCCUCUCCAUCAUGGAGACUGCCAUUGUUGGACUCUCUAGGCCGGAUCAGGACCUGGUGAGCUUUGAGGAUCUGGCUGUGAACUUCACCCAGGAAGAGUGGGAUUUGCUGGAUCCUUCCCAGAAGAGUCUCUAUGGAGAUGUGAUGCUGGAGACCUGCAGGAACUUCACUGCCAUCGGAUACGAAUGGGAAGACCAGAAAAUUGAAGAACAUGAUGAAGAUCCUGAGAUAACUCUAAGGCACGUCAUAUCUCACUCUGAAUAUACACAGUAUGAACAUGAAGACUGUGAACAGAAGCCACAGGACUCCAAUUUUCUUAAAAGUAUUGAAGGAUGCACGGAAACUCAGACUUCGAGUGGGCCUUCUGUGUGUGAGGUGUGUUUAAAGACCUUUGGACUAUAUCACCUAACUUAUAAUGGACAUCACAACUAUGACUAUAAGGAAGCUGGAGGAAGCCAGACUGACGAAAAUGAUUAUGAAGGUAAUCAAUGCGAUAAAACUUCUAGUUCCCUUCAAAAACAAGAAAAAAUUCAUACUGGAAAAAAACUCUAUGUGUGUCAAGAAUGUGGUAAAGCCUUUAGGUAUCCCAGUGCCCUCCAAUUACAUGAAAGAAUUCAUACUGGAGAAAAACCCUAUGAAUGUAAAGACUGUGGGAAAGCAUUUAGAGGUCUCAGUGCCCUUCAUUUGCAUGAAAGAAUUCAUACUGGAGAAAAACCCUACGAAUGUAAACAGUGUGGUAGAGCCUUCACCUAUCUUAGUGCUCUUCAAUUACAUGAAAGAAUUCAUACUGAGGAAAGACCCUGUGAGUGUAAACAGUGUGGCAAAACCUUUAGAUACACCAGGGCCCUCAAAUUACAUGAAAGGAUUCAUACUGGAGAAAAGCCCUAUGAAUGUAAGCAAUGUGGUAAAUUCUUUAGAAGUCACAGGACCCUCAAGUUACAUAAAAGAAUUCAUACUGGAGAAAAACCCUAUGAGUGUAAAGAAUGUGGGAAAGCUUUUAGAUGGCUUACUUCUUUGAAGUUACAUGAAAAAAUUCAUACAGGAGAAAAACCCUAUGAAUGCCAAGAGUGUGGGAAAGCCUUCAGGUGUCAGGCUUCCUAUCAUAGACAUAAAAUAACUCAUGGUGGAGAAACAUUGUAUGAGUGUAAAGAGUGUGGUAAGUCCUUCAUUUACCCCUCUUUACUUCAAGUGCAUGAAAGAACCCACACAGGUGAGAAGCCCUUUGAGUGUAAGCUGUGUGGGAAAGCUUUUAGAUGUCAAUCUUCGCUUCGGUUGCAUGAAAGAACGCACACUGGAGAAAAACCCUAUGAAUGUAAACAUUGUAACAAAGCCUUUUCGAGUUAUAAUUAUCUUCGAUUUCAUGAACGAAGCCACACUGGAGAGAAACCCUACGAAUGCAAAGAAUGUGGGAAAACCUUCACACAUCGUUCUUACCUUCGGUCACAUGAAAGAAGACAUACUGGAGAGAAACCGUACCAGUGUGUUCAGUGUGGCAGAUCCUUCAGCCGGCAUAGUUCCUUUAAGAGACAUCAGUCCGUUCAUGGAGUGGAAAACCCGUAUGAAUGUCAGGAAUAUUUACUUCCUUUAUCUCCAUUUCCUUCAAAUGAAUGAAAGAACAGAUACUGGCAACAAACUUUGAAUGUAAGCUUUUUCCCCAUUGACAUAAAACACUUGUGGGAACUAAAGACAGGGAUGAGCCUUUUAUAUGUAAACUGUGUGGCAUAGCUUUUCAGGGGUCGGGGUGUCCUUCAGCUCCAUGAAGGAAUUCACUUUGGGCAAAGUUUUUGUUACUAAUGUGGUGUCACUCGUCACACUUCUUUCAGAGAAGUAAGUUAAUUCCUGCUGGGCAAAUGCCCUAUGGAUGUACAGGAUAUGUUUAGUCUUUCAUUUAUCCCCAUUUGCCUUAAAAUCAUACAAACUCAUAGUGGUGAAAGGCCACAUGUUCAAAAAUGUGGAAAAGGCUUCAGGUGUCACAUGUCCUUUCAGCAGUAUGAAUGAACUCUCAUGAUAGAGAGAAAAUGAAUGUAAGGUGUGUGAAAGCCUUUAGAUAUCAUUGCUCCCUCACAUUCCACGAGGGACUUGUAUUAGAAAUAGUUUUCUAAGCAAAAAUAAAAACUGUGAAGUUUUCAAGGUCACAGUUCUUUCAGAAACUUACAGUGAUGGAUGGUGAGCAGUUCUGUAAGUGUAAGGAUUGUGGGAGCUUAAUGGUUGCUGGGAGACGAACAUUUCCUUUACAGUGACUGCCUAGGGUCUUGUAAAUACCCCCAAUUAAACUUGGUGAUUCCUUAA